UUAUUGUUAAGAUUAAAGCAUGGCUGGUGAGUGGCUAGUAAGCUCUGGUUAUGUCUCUAUUUUAUCAGCUUUAAUGGAAUUCCACUUUGAAUGUUUUUUUUUAAACAAGCCUCUGCAUGGAUAGACCUAACAGUUGUGGCAGGAUCAUACGGAACUCUGAAUUUGUCUUAAAGGAGUAAACCCUGUGCCUGUCAGAGAAGGAGACCACCAGACUGCAAAGAUGAAAGUGAAGUGGACAAAAUUAGGAAUGGUCUUCUUUCUGCUUCUCUCCUUUGUAAUGACGGGCUGUUUCAUUUGGCAAUACAGACUUCCCAAAGCAAAACCAGUGGAUAAAAGUUAUGCAAAAGAAGUGAAAGAGGAGAAGAUGUGCCCACGUUUCCCUGAGCCUGUGCCAUUGGAGCACCCGAUACCUGUCCUCAUGGAAGCUUUGGACAAGGUGGAUGCACUUUUGAGGACCAGCACUGAUGCCACAAAACUGCCAGCCAUCUCUGCCAUUGUAAUAUUUAAUGAUUCUGUAUUGUGGAAUGGUAACUUUGGCAGAAGGAAUGGAAGUGACCCCACAUCUCCCCCAAUAAAUGAGUACACAAUUUACAGGUGGGUUAUAAUGGCUUUGCGGCUCUGGGCAACUACUUUACUGUGGAAAGGCAACACUCAGGCUGCUGUGGAUUUAUUACAAGAUGAUGUUCUCGUGGCUGACCCUGGAACAAAAUGCCACUACAGCAACCUGGCCUUCUCCCUGCUGGCCCACGUGAUGGCGGAGAAGGUAGCGGGGAUGGAUUAUCAGCAAUGGGUGUCUGAAAAUAUCCUGCAGCCGCUGGGAAUGGAGGACACUGGAUUCGAAAUCACCUCUCAAAUAGAGAAACGAAUGGCGAUUGGUGUUUACUCAAGUGGGCAUCCCGCACCCCUCUAUGACCUUGGCUGGUAUAGACCAUCAGGGCAAAUGUACUCCACACCUGCAGACAUGGCCAAACUGGUGAUGAUGCUCCUGGGCGCAUACUACCACCCGGUUCUCCAACCUGACACCCUCAAAACCAUGUUAACUCCUCUGUUUCGCUGUGAAAAUAGCUACUUUGUUGAACAAACUGGCACACCGUGGGAGGUCAAUGAACAGUUGGGCUAUGACAUAAUCCGCAAAGAUGGAGAUCUGGAUGGUUAUUCGGCCUCAGUCUCCCUUGUUCCUCGCUUGAAGCUGGGGUUGGUCACCCUAAUGGCUGGAACCAAACCUGAAGAUGAGGAUCUGGUGGUUAAAGUCUACAGUUCACUCAUCCCUGCCAUGGAAAGUGCCUUCAGAGAUGCACCUCGUGUUCUCAUUCCUACUCCGGACCCUGUUCCCUACAUAGGUUACUUUACUUAUAGCAAUAUAACGUUCUAUGAGAUCAAUGCAGACGCAGAUGGAGUGCUGUCUCUGGAGCAGUUUGGACCUCAAGCAGACACAAUGGUUCCCAUGAAGUACAGAAUUUUGAAACUCAGUUAUCUGCAGGAUAGGGUGUUCAGGGUGGUGUUUGAGAAGGAGUACCCAUGUCAGCUCAAAGUUAACGCUGCUUCGGUGUCUCUUGAAUCUCAGGAUGGGCAGCUUUUUAACUUUUACAUCUUUAACAAAAAGGGGCUCUCACCAGGUUUUGAUGUCCCAGGGUUAAACACUUAUAAAGUCACACGGAUAAUUCGCAAACCGAUUUUCAGUGGUUGAAGAAAUCAUUUGAUCAUGCUUUUGAGUUAAUAAGCUAAAAGAUGCUCUUUAGGAUGAAAGUGUCAAAUUCUGAGGAACUUCAAACUAUGAUUGUGUACAUUUUAAUAAACUUUUGUCUCAAGAUGCUGAAUGUAUAUUUAGAAUACUUUUUCUUAUUUUUAUUUUGACCAUUUUAAAAAUGGUAAUAGUAUCUCCUGCUGUUGUUUUCCCUUUCUUCAGAGGAAUAUCUAUACACAAUUGACAACCGUCCAUUCAUUUAUGUGUGUUUCUAAGAAGCUUGAACUGUGUGUCUUAAUUAAAAGUAAAGUGUGUGCCUUCCCUAAGCAUUUGCACCUGUGCAUCAGUUUCCAAAGUACCCAAUUUUGUGUAACCCUGAUCAGCACAUUGCUGAGUUCAGCUAGAGGUAGUUAAAAGCAUAUUUCAUCUCUAAUACUAAUGUAUUUUUUUCUAAACAUUUUAUUUGUCUUUAAAUGCAAACCAGUGUAAAGGCCCAUUCACAUCAAGGAUGAUAACUAUAAUGAUAACUAUACGGUUUUAAGCAAUUUAAUUGUAUGAGAAAAGGGAAAUCCAUAACACAAAUAAAAUGAUAUUGACACAGAAACAAUAUCAUUGGAAUCACUUUCAGAACUA
Sinocyclocheilus anshuiensis is the source of this 2317-nucleotide messenger RNA. RefSeq names its product putative beta-lactamase-like 1. Lineage: Eukaryota; Metazoa; Chordata; Actinopteri; Cypriniformes; Cyprinidae. The transcript has 6 exons. The record is from RefSeq and is a predicted model, not a curated record. The coding region runs from base 221 to 1687 and encodes 488 amino acids.